AUGUUUUUCAAGCCCAUUGGUGCACUUUACGUACGUACGUUAGCCGUGGUCCGAAAUAACUUUAGGGUUGAGAGGAGCAUUAGUCCAACACUGCUGUUCCGCGAAACGGUGGGAGAACAUCGCAAGAACAACUUUGUAUCACCAAAUAAUUUACAUGAAGCCUAUAUGAAACUCGCUUUGGAGACAGUGGAAGAACUCGACUGGUGUCUGGACCAGCUGGAGACGAUACAAACACACCGCUCCGUUUCUGAUAUGGCAUCACUUAAGAAGGAUCGCCUUCGGCAGUUGACUUUUUGGUGUCAGAUUCCCCACGAUAAUGUUCUUCGCCAUAUGGGCGAGUAUUAA
Messenger RNA from Pieris macdunnoughi, 345 nucleotides. NCBI's taxonomy places the organism in Eukaryota, Metazoa, Arthropoda, Insecta, Lepidoptera, Pieridae. The record is from the annotation of a GenBank genome assembly.